AUGACUCUAGAAGCCAUUGUAGGCUUCCUCCAGGACGGGUCCAAAUUCUUGACCUGGGUCAAUCUGCUGGAGCUUGACGAGUGGGAAGAGGAAUUCGGCAUGGCGAUAGCGUCACCGCUUUCUUUUGCAUGCCUUAAUGGUCUCGAAGCCACAGCGAGGAGACUAAUAUUGGAUGGUGCGGAUAUCAAUGCGCCAGGAGCUUACCAUGGUUCCCCUCUUCGAGGAGCUGCCUUAAGGGGUGAGGAAGCUAUCGUGCAGCUGCUGUUGGACCAAGGUGCGGAUGUUAACGCGCAAUCCGACAGCCAUGGCUCUGCUCUCCUGGCUGCUUCAAAGAAUGGCCACAGGACAGUUGUGCAGCUGCUCCUAACGCAUGGUGCCGAUGUCAAUUCGAUGAAUAGCUGUUAUGGCUCUGCGCUGGCAGCUGCGAUAGACCAGGGCGAUAAUGCGACGGCACAGCUCCUACUUGAUCACGGCGCGGAGGCUUCUGAUAUCGCCCUCUAUAACGCUUCUUGGUCGGGCAACGAAGCGAUGGUGCGGCUGCUGCUUGAACAUGGUGCAGACGUCAAUUCGACUGUUGAUCCAGUUGGAUCUGUGCUACAGGCCGCUGUCAAGAAGGGACAUGAGACAAUUAUCCAGCUUCUACAAGAGCACGGUGCUGAAAUGAACAUGGGCGACGCGGCGCAUUCGCGGCGCCAGCUGCAGAGGCAAUGA
Molecule: messenger RNA, 711 nt
Organism: Akanthomyces muscarius
Lineage: Eukaryota; Fungi; Ascomycota; Sordariomycetes; Hypocreales; Cordycipitaceae
Exons: 1
Coding region: 1-711 (236 amino acids)
Cellular component (GO): nucleus; cytoplasm
Molecular function (GO): protein binding
Source: RefSeq, a predicted model, not a curated record